This is a messenger RNA of Dichomitus squalens LYAD-421 SS1, 1369 nucleotides long. RefSeq lists its product as uncharacterized. The record is from RefSeq and is a predicted model, not a curated record. NCBI's taxonomy places the organism in Eukaryota, Fungi, Basidiomycota, Agaricomycetes, Polyporales, Polyporaceae. The coding region runs from base 641 to 1153 and encodes 170 amino acids. The transcript is spliced from 2 exons.
CACUCAUCCGCCGCCUGUGCCGGCACACCUUGGUCCGAGGGUACGAAAGACGUCAGGCUUUGCUAUGGCAGAAGGCCCGAAGAAGCGCAGCGGAACAACACAUAUCUAUCAAGACAUCGUUAGAACACAUCAAGAAUUGGAAGACCUCAUACUGGGUGGGCGCGACGGCGGCGAACACACACUCUGGACUCGGACCACCCGGGCCAGAUAGCUCUCGACUGUCUGGAGAAGGGAUGGCGAGGACUAUAGACAGCAUUCCGAUCGUUUGGCUCCCGUAGCAUACUACGGGACCGCGCCGAGUGGAGCACCCUAGGUCCCCUGAGCACCCUAGGUCCCCUGAGGGGUGUGGGGUUUCCUGUCGCACGUUGCUUCAGAGCAUCUCCUCCGCCGUCAAACUGGGCAAAAGAAGUUCAUGGGCCUCUCACGUUUCAUCGCGCAAUCUGAUUCCUGCUCCCUCGUAUAUAGGCUGCGAGCGGCUUUCGCUCAAAGACAGCCCUCUCAGGCCUCUCGCUCUCACCUCCACCUCCUACUCUCCGCCCCGAGCCUCCAAAGUCGUGCUCGAGGCUGAAAAACACUGUCGCAGUCGGUCUGUAUCUACCACUAUAUCCUUUGCCCACCCGAGGCUAGUCAGUCUAUCACGAUGGCCACAGAAACCGCCCAGUACGCCCGCAUCCAGAACCGCGACUCCGUCGUCUCCGACGCCCCCACGUCCUCCCCCCGCUCGCUCCGCCGCAGAGUGAGCCACGCGCUCAGUAGCUUCACCGGGCGCUCCCCCGAGAACAGCACCGUCGUCCCACCAGUCCCUCCUACCAACGAGCUCGCCCGCCCGGCUACGCGCAUCGAGAAGGCCACAUCGCGUAUGGCAUCGGGCGCGGAUCAGAGGCCGGAGAACGCGCUGAAGCGCACCUGGAGCAGGGGCAUUAACCUCGCGCGCACGCGCUCCGAGCCUGCGCUCCACGCUAAGAGGGUGAAGACGUCCGCGUCUGCUACGGCCCCGGCGGUGCCCGCACUCCCGCGUGCAGCGACGACGACUGUCGCAGGGCACUCGCGCGACGCGGGCGCGUAUGCGAGCACGGAGAGCGCGAUUGUGUCGUACACGUACCCGCUCUGGAGGAUCGACCCGGUGUUGGUCGGCUGUUUCGUGUGUCUGUGAUUUGGUGGAUGCUGGUGCUAUCCGUGUCGCGUUCAAGUGAAGGUCGGACCUGGAUAUUUAUACGCAUGCUUACUCUUUUUACUCUAUCGCACCUGCUGGCUUCGGUCCAGGAAACAUCAUCCAAAGUCAUCCCGUGUCUUGUACCAUGUAUCAUAUCGUCGUGAUUUCUUGCUCACCCAUGUACUAUCAAUACUCAAGGCUUCGUUGACUGGAAAC